This is a messenger RNA of Miscanthus lutarioriparius, 600 nucleotides long. The record is from the annotation of a GenBank genome assembly. Lineage: Eukaryota; Viridiplantae; Streptophyta; Magnoliopsida; Poales; Poaceae.
AUGACCGGUGAAGCUAGUACCAUGGAAAGCACACAGAAUGAGACAAGUCUACUAAGUACAUUGCCAAAGGAAUUGCCACUAGAGUUUUUCAUCCAAAUUACGUCUGGAUUCUCUAAAGAGCGAAUAAUCCGUGGAAGCGCAUUUGGAACAUUUUAUAAGGGAAUUCUGCAAAAUGGGCAAGUGGUUUCUGUGAAGAAGCUUGCAGAAAAUAUGCAAAUUCCUGCUGGCAGACAAUUUCACAGUGAGGCAACAAAUCUUUUUGUUGCACAACAUCAAAAUAUAGUGAAGUUGCUUGGGUUCUGCGGUCAGUCGACAAAAAAGAUGGUGAAACGCAAUGGGAGAUUUAUUCUUGUUGACAAGGAUGAAUUUGUACUCUGCUACGAACAUGUACCGAGGGGAAGCCUUCGCCACUAUCUUUCAGAAAAACAGUUAUGUUACAAUGGUGAAGAGUCAAUUAUGACUACAGGGAAGGCCAUACUCCCACUACUGUCUACAGGAGAGGCCAUACUCCCACUGCUGACCAUAGCUACUAUGAUACAACUUGAAACAUGGUUGCACACCAACCCCCCCCCUGAAGUCAACACACAGGAACAAAAGUAA